CAAGAUAUGUACGUAAUAUCCAAUAAACUGAAAACACAAGAAACAUUGGUUAGAGGUUUAUUAAGUGGUUUCAGACAAGAAUGUGUUUAAUAACCCAAGGAUUGUUUCUUGAUGCUCAUCGUUUAGUAUCCAAAAAUGUGUGCUGCUUCUGUUGUGCUGUUGUUCCUCUUCCUUUCUUCCAUCACUUCAGCUGCAGCUGAAGAAACAAACUCCCAUAUCAGCCUAUCAUCUUCCCUAACACCUAUAAACAAUCCUUCAUGGUUCUCAUCUUCUGGAACCUUCGCCUUCGGGUUCUACCACACUCCAAAUGGCUACGCCGUCUGCAUCUCUUUCAGCAGCUACUUGGACAGGAGCAGCACCGUGGUGUGGACUGCCAACACCGAGGAUCCCAUCGUCCCCAACAAUGUUGUCUUGCUGCUAACUGAAGGCGGCCUAGUUUUACAGAAUAGUGUUAGCAAAGAAACACUCUCUAAGAUUGGCAACUCUUCCCAACCUAUAGCAGGAGCUUCAAUGCUUGACAAUGGCAACUUCGUUCUGUUGAAUUCUCGUGGCAGUGUCGUGUGGCAGACCAUUGAUCAUCUAACAAACUCCCUUCUGCCCGGGCAUCGCCUCUCCCCGGGCGCUCAGCUCUUAUCCCAUGCCUCAGAAACAGACCUCAAGAAAGGGUUUUUCAGGCUCAAGAUGCAAACUGAUGGCAACCUCGUGCUCUACGAUUCAGACAGCCUAGAUGUGUCCGAAGAUGCUUACUAUGCAUCUAGGACUGAUGGAAGGGGCAACAACAUCUCUUUGAAUCUUGAAAGUGAUGGCCAUCUCUAUCUUUUUGAUGGGACUUCUAUUGUAAUGAAUAUAACCAUGGGAGGGAACCCUGCAUCAGGGGUUCUAUAUCUUGUGAGGAUUGAUGCUGAUGGGAUUUUUCGUGUGUAUAAUCGCUCGCUGCAACGACAAGAUGAUUGGAGAUCGAUAUGGUCAGUAACUGAGGACAGAUGUUUGCCUAAAGGUUUGUGUGGAAUUAACAGCUACUGCAGAUACAAGGAUGGGAAUGCUGCUGACUGCAGAUGCCUCCCAGGGUAUGAUCCCAUUGGCUCGGUCGUGUGGGGAGCCGGCUGCACCGCCAAACUUGUGGUAGAUUGCUCAGACAAGGACCAGAGUAGCAAGUUUAUGAUGACAAGGAUUCAGAAUGUUACAUGGGAAGACAAUUACUACAGUGUUUUGGAUGGGAGCAGUGAACAAGGCUGUGAAGAGGCUUGUUUGAAGGACUGUAGCUGUCAUGUGGCGUUGUUUCGAGAUGGACAGUGUCGGAAGCAGAAGCUUCCACUGAGAUAUGGAAGAUGGUUGAAAGUUGAGGAUGUUGCUUUUGUUAGAGUCUCUAAAUCUUCCACAGGAUCUUCAUGGCCUUUAAGACAUAAAAGGAGGCAUUUUGAUCUGCAUGUAAUAUUAGGGGUAUCAUCAGGUACAGUUGGUCUACUUAUAUUAUCAUUUGUCAUCAUCUACUCCACUAGAAGACGACGUAGAUGGCGCAAAGAAGAUAAACUGAAGAUGGAGAAAUUUCUUCUCAAGCAUCAAUCUUUGGCUCCAAAGAGAUACAGCUGCAAGCAAUUAAAGAAAAUAACGAAAUGCUUCAGAGACGAACUAGGCCGAGGUGCAUUUGGCAUUGUUUACAAGGGAAAGCUAAGUGAUGGUCAGCUAGUUGCAGUGAAGGUCUUAAAAGAAAGUCAUGAUAAUGCAGAAGAAUUCAUCAAUGAGGUUGUAAGCAUCAGUAGAACCUCCCAUGUCAACAUCGUCAAUCUCUUGGGAUUCUGCUAUCACAGAAACAAAAGGGCUCUGCUCUAUGAGUUCAUGCCCAACAAAUCUUUAGACAAGUUCAUCUGCAAGGGCGGAUCCACCCUCGAGUGGAAGAUACUGUACGAGGUAGCAGUCGGGGUUGCCCGAGGUCUAGAGUAUCUGCACAGAGGCUGCAACACGAGGAUCGUGCAUUUUGACAUCAAGCCUCAGAAUAUUCUUCUGGACCAGGACUUUUGUCCCAAGAUAUCGGAUUUUGGGCUUGCUAAGUUGUGCAUGAAGAAGCAGAGUGCGAUAUCUAUGCUUGGGACGAGGGGGACUGUGGGAUACAUUGCUCCUGAAGUAUUCUCAAGAAACUUUGGUGUGGCUUCUCAUAAAUCAGAUGUGUAUAGCUAUGGGAUCAUGCUCCUUCACAUGGUGGGAUCGAAAUAUGUUGAGAUGGUGAGUGAUAUCUAUUUUUGGGAUAAAGUUUAUGAGCGCGUGCUAAUGCAGAACGAAAGAGUGGAUGAUCUCGUGACUGAAGAGGAAGAAGAGAGCGCGAGGAAAAUGUUGAUGGUGGGAUUUUGGUGCAUUCAGACAUCUCCAAUGGAGAGGCCAUCAAUUAGCAAAGCAGUGGAGAUGUUGGAAGGGAAGCUGCAGUCUAUACACAUUCCUCCAAGGCCAUUUUUGCUCUCUUCCCCACCACCACAAAUUUCAUCUUUCAUAUCUUGUAAUUGUAGAUGUGCAAAAUUGGACUCCAAUUCACAUCCUACACCUUGUUCUUGUUUAGUUGCCAAUAUUAAAACUAAUGGUUAAUAGCAUCAAAAA
Molecule: messenger RNA, 2586 nt
Organism: Salvia miltiorrhiza (redroot sage)
Lineage: Eukaryota; Viridiplantae; Streptophyta; Magnoliopsida; Lamiales; Lamiaceae
Product: G-type lectin S-receptor-like serine/threonine-protein kinase LECRK2
Exons: 3
Coding region: 136-2574 (812 amino acids)
Biological process (GO): protein phosphorylation; recognition of pollen
Molecular function (GO): ATP binding; protein serine/threonine kinase activity
Source: RefSeq, a predicted model, not a curated record